CCCAUGGUGUCUGCUGCGGUUCGCUCUGGGGAUGGCAGAAUGAGACGGAUGCUCUUGAUACUGCUCUAUGUCUCCCAUUCUUCUGCCAGUUGUGGCAUCCAGAAAAUCAACGUUAUGGAAACUUCCGAGGAGGGUUUGGUCAAAGACAAGGAAUUCCCGUGGGUGGUGUCGCUGCAGGAUUCCCAGUACACCCACCUGGCUUUCGGCAGCAUCCUCAGUGAGUUCUGGAUCAUCAGCAUCGCGUCCGCCUUGCAGAACAGGAAGGACACCAUUGUUAUGGUUGGCAUAGCUAAGAUGGAUGCCAAAGUGAUUGCUCAUGAAGAGUAUCCAGUCAACACCAUCAUCAUCCAUGAGGAUUUUAAUAAUGAGACCAUGAACAAUAAUGUAGCUCUCCUGAAGACAGACACAGCGAUGCGGUUCAGCAACUUGGUCGGACCCAUCUGCUUCCUUGGCAGAAAGCUGCAUAAGCCACCAGCCUUGCGGAACUGCUGGGUGGCAGGAUGGAAUCCCACGUCUGCAACAGGAAAUCACAUGACGAUGAGUAUUCUGAGGAAAAUCUCCGUGAAAGACAUCAACAUGUGUCCCUUACACAAACUCAAGAAAACAGGAUGUGGCAAUCACAUAGAGCAGGAAACCGAUGCUGUCUGUUUGGGGGACCCAGGAAACCCCAUGGUAUGCCAGCUACAGCAACUGAAUCUGUGGGUGCUGAGAGGAAUCUUGACCCAUGGUGGUGACAAAUGCCCUGGCUUUUUUAUGUACAUCAAGGUGGAAGACUACAGCGAUUGGAUUAUGUCCAAGACUAAGAAAACCAGCCGACCACUGUCUUCUUUCCACCACUGGGAGAAUUCGCUGCUUUUGCCCAACUACAAAGCACAUUUCACCAUUACACAAAGAAAACAUUCUGGGCUGGGCCAAGGUGAAUGGUCGCAAGCAUACUCGCAAGGACAAAAAAAGGCCACCAUACAUUCGUUGCCAGCAAACAGCUCUAGAAAGAGUCUGGACAUCAGGGGGAAAAGGUUAAAGGAAUUAGGCAGGUCUUCUGCUGUGGCCGAACCACCCAUGUACUAUGACUAUUAUGGCAGGGACUCUGGGGAGAGUAGAGGGCCUAUUUCGGGUCAGAACAGGUCACAUCAGUCCCAAGAAAUUAUCUUGUUUUUCUUUGUGCUUGUUUUCUUUUGCAAUGGUAGCUAG
Messenger RNA from Hyaena hyaena (striped hyena), 1191 nucleotides. RefSeq names its product serine protease 54 (gene PRSS54). Gene Ontology annotation, molecular function: serine-type endopeptidase activity. Lineage: Eukaryota; Metazoa; Chordata; Mammalia; Carnivora; Hyaenidae. The record is from RefSeq and is a predicted model, not a curated record. Gene Ontology annotation, biological process: proteolysis.